AGGGGGGGUUCGGUGAGGACUGUGGGAAAAGAGCAUGCCAUCGGAGGCAGAAGAGGAAUCUCUCUCUGUCUGUGUCCAUGUCUCUGCUCUGUUCCCGGCUUCAUUCCUACACAGACGCUUGCUGUUCUACCUCUGGAUUUAAAUCAGCUGGAUUACCGCUUGGAAUCUCUGCUCAUUAUUCCAUGCUGCCACAUUUAGAUGGGGGGCAAAGUUGGACCUCCAUGGACUGCACAAAUGGUGACAAACAGUUUUGCAUUUUUAAGAGCUUCCUAGCAUUCAAAAUGAUUUCACUUUACUUCAGUAAAAGUGUUUUUAUAUGUAAAAUACUUUAAAUUCCAUUACUUUGGUAUUGUCUUUUCCAAGUAGGUUACAGUAGAUAUUUUGCAAUUUUUAGAACUUGACAGUUAAGGCACGUUUUAAUUUGAAACAUGAGUGGGGAAGAAGGGUAGAAAUGUCUCCCUCUUCACCUUUUUAAAGUCAGUCUAACCUUGGUCUGUGUCUGUUUUUAAAACUGAAGAUGUAACUGCAGAACUUUUUGUGUUCUGUUGGUAUCAGUGAUUUUCAUUUUUUAGCCAGAGUGGAGUCUUUACAUUGGACUGCAGGUGAACUUACAUUUCUUCCAGUUCUUCCCUCUCCAAGGGAACCCUCAAACUAAACUCUUCCCUGUUAACCCAUUUAGCCUCCCGAUCUCCCCUGUGGGGGCUUCUCUAAAACGUCCUCUCUACUCUAGUUUUUUUAAGGAAAGCAAAAGCCAAACCACAAAAAAAGGGGGUACUGGGAAGGAAGCCACCCCCCUCCCAAAGGUGAGAGGGGGGGAAGAUGGCAGCUCUCGCCAGCUCUCUCAUUAGACAGAAACGGGCAGUCAAGGACGACCAAACCAACCGACCGGUAGCCAACAAGCGCAAGCCCUGUCCUAAGAGCAACAAGUCCUUGUGCCAGAAACAGAUCCUAGUCUUGAUCUCCAAAGUACGGCUAUGUGGGGGUCGAAAAGGUCGAAACGACAAAAGACCAGAGCCUCAGCUAAAAGGUAUCGUUACGCGAUUGUACAGCCAACAUGGAUACUACCUGCAGAUGCAGCCUGAUGGCACCAUGGACAGCACAAGGGAUGAAAGCAGUUCAUUCUCACAGUUCAACUUAAUUCCUGUGGGACUACGAAUCGUGGCAAUCCAGGGUGCAAAGACAGGGCUGUACCUCGCCAUGAAUAGCGAAGGCUACCUCUAUACCUCUGAGCACUUCACUCCUGAGUGCAAGUUCAAGGAGAGUGUCUUUGAGAACUACUACGUGACAUACUCGUCCAUGCUCUAUCGUCAGACCCAGUCGGGCCGCUCCUGGUAUAUCGGCAUCAAUCGUGAUGGCCAGAUCAUGAAGGGCAACCGGGUAAAGAAAACCAAAGGAGCGGCACACUUCCUGCCUAAAGUCAUAGAGGUUGCGAUGUAUAAGGAGCCGUCACUACAUGAACUCGCCAGUGAGCCAGUGAGUCCGCCUCGGAAGACAGUGAAGACCUCAGAUUCACUGUCUCUCAAGAAUGGACGGAAAGAAGCUCCCAAGGCUGAUGCCUCAUAGCACAGGAAACUGAGGGUGGGGCAUAGGGCAGAAGUAAUACUGGGAACACAGUCACCCAUUAUGCACUGAGGGUGGCUGAGGGAAUGGCUCUCGAGGGCCACCACAUUCCAGAAAUGCACUACACUGCACAUGGGACAAAGGGUCAGUAGCCCAUCAGCAGGCAAGAAGACCUGAGAGAGGAGACCCCCCCCGCCUAUGUCACCUGUCACCAUAGAAAGAAAGACCAGGGCCCGGGACAAAACUGUAACCGCCUCCCCCUCCUUCUGUUUGUCUCUCUCUCCGCCCCCUGUGACUUCCUGAUGUGCAGUCUCCUUCAUUUCUCCGCCAUUGUGAAGCUUCUUCGUCCCACCUGACAAUUUUUUUCUCACAUAGCCUCUAUCUGCUCUUUUGUGCAUUCCCCACUCACGCAUUUUGAGUGCUGACUUGUCAUAAUAAUCCUCACCCAUGGGCCCCCUCUUGAGCUCUUGAGCCCUAAAGUUGGUGACAGUGUGGCUCAGCCAGCUUUCCACCCAACAUCUCCUGGCCAGCUAAGCUAAUCACCAAGGUCAACUAAAGCUCAAAGUAAGAUGAAACAGCUCAGUACAGAUAUCUGCUGGUUUUCUCGGUCAGGUCAGUCCAGCCAAGGAAGACAAUUAUGAAAAAAAGUGUACGAACAAAAUGAAAGAUAGAUUUCAAAAGCUAAUUUUCGUCAGUUUAUCCAUUUUUAUUCGUACUGUAAUAACAAAUUCCACCAUCAGAGGAGUCCAAUCAAUAUUAAAAAAUUCAACACCUCUGCAAGAGGUGAUACAGAAACCUUAAAAACUUAACAGAUAUGUGUUUGAUGACCAUGUUAAAUCACUGUUGAAGCUCAAGAUGAUGGCAAUUACUUAAUCAUAAUAUAUAAAAUUGACAAAAAUAAAUGUACAAAGAAAAUUCUUUUGGAACAACUAUAACUGUUCCAUCUGGAAAAAUGAGCCAUAAACAGCUUAAAUUACUACAUGACUGCUUAUGUACUCGAAUGAAUGAAAAAUACAAGCAAUAUUUGUACAAAUAAGCAAGAAAAUAAUUCACAGUGAGAUAAGAAAAAAAACAGUGGGUGAAUGAGUGAGUGAAUGUUUGGGUGAUAGUGAACAAAAUUUAGCCUCUUUUCUCUACCAGGUGAAAACUUAUUGCACUAGCUUGUUAAAGGCACCACAUUAACAACUGGGUCACAUUUUAUAUCCAGAGAAUUUCUGAACCCAAUCACCUGAAAAAGAGUGGUUGUAGCCUCUUAGUGUGUACUUCACUCAGCAUCUGCUGUCAGCAUAAAGCAGGUUUGAAGUCAACAUCAAAGCCAGAAGAGCCUCUGAGCUGGAGCACUUGUUAUUCGGAGGAUGUCAGGCAGCUUAUCCACUCACUCGCUUUAUCAAAUCACCUUGGAAGAAUCACCCCCCCACCCCCCAAAUAAAAAGCAGCUGUUGAGUGAAUGCGUUUGUAUGAUUGCAUUUCAGCUCCUGUGUUUGUAUGUUUGCAUGGCAGGACUGUAAGUGUGAAUGAGUGUUCAUACAGUGGCUGGAUGGAGAUACUGCAGGUAACCUCCUCUACGCCCUUCAAACCACGCACAACCCUGUGUCUUUGAUAUGUCUGUGUCGGCAAGUAGGUGAUACUUGGGGAACAUCCUGCUUGUGUACCAUUUUCACUGACUUUAAAGAGUCGUCUGCAUUUUGGAACAGCUGGGAAGAGGAUAUCUAGGCGACCUUAUGAGAAAUAAACCCACAGAGGGCACUUUGUUGAUUAAAUAUUUAUUUAGCUGCAAACGGCUAAUGUUCUCAUGUGCAAUAAGAUUCUCAAACAGAGAUAAAUCUGAAAAUAAUGCAAUGACCUGAAAGAAAUUAAAGUCUUCUAUGUAGGAAUGUUACAGCAUUAGCUGUUGCCAUGUAAGUACUAGCCAUUCUUAACUACUUUACUAAAUCACACAGGGAGAGAAUUUCACCACGCUGUUUAGUCUAAAUGUGUGAUUACCAUCAGUGACGUUAAGGAGAGCAAUGUCUGCAGACUUUGAAGGUAAAGCUAUACAAAUUGCAAAGCACUGCAAGAUGAUGUCUAAUUUUAAUCACGAGAAAAUGUAAAGAAGGGUUACAGAAUGUGAAAAGGAGGCUUUAUGAAUGUGCUGUAUUGAGGGUGAAAGUAAGUCUGAAACUGUGUGUUGAAUUGUAAGGAGGUCAGCUCAUGCAGGCAGUUAGAAAGAGUGAAGGAUUAGCAGGUGUAUUCUUGAGGAAUGUUGAUAAGGAAUUUCUGCAGUAAAGUAAGCAAGAUUGUUGGCAGGGUUUUGUGCAGCAUGUGGAUAUGAUAAUGAAUGUAAGACAAAGAAGCACGUAAGACACUGUGCGCUAUUUAUGAAAGGGGGUCUAUGGAGGAAAUUAGUUGGAGGGCUUUGCAUUUUUUCAUUACGUUUUUAAUUUUCUGGGCUUUUCCAGUGGGAGUAUCAUUCAGUCCAAAUUUGGAUAUUUUGUCCUUGCAGCAAGUUUUGCAUUGUAGAUGUACAAAUCUGUAUCUUUCCCAUGGUAAAACUGCUUUCCCCUCAUGAAUUCAAUACAGUCUUGUAGGUAUAUUUUUAAAAUAUGCACUGUUAACAACUAUGUUAUCAAACCAAGUUAUAUUGCAAAUAAAUAUAGAGAAUUAUCUAAUUUUGUGACAGUAACAAUGAAAGCUCAUGUCUCAAACAGCUUAAAAUUAAGUUCAUCUAUGAAUGGAAAUAAUUUUGCAUUAUCCAGUCAAAAACAGACAUGAUGGCAUUUGCAUCUUUAAUAAGCAUGUAAGCCGACACAAAAUAAGUUAAUAUGUGGGUAUAAUCAUCACAAUAACUCAUCAUCACAAGCAUGAAAUUCCUCCAUAGAUACUCGCAUCAGAAAAAGCAACAGGUCUUUGAUAUUUUGAUACUAAAGAACAGUAACAGUAAGUGUGUUUUGAUUGUGAUACUGCAUGUAGACGGAGUCCAUUGUCAGGUGAAGAAUGACUUUAAUGUUGAGUACACAAAAACAAUGCAAGUGCAAUGAAGGUAGAAAUUAAGAUUGUCAUGUGGAUGUGAACAUAUAGUUUUGAUCUUGAAUGUUAUAUACAGAAGCUGUAUUUUCCAGAGAGUCUAAAGUAGUGAUGGUUUUAAUAGAAUGUUGGAGUUUACAGAGAGAGUCAAUUUAUGAGACAACAGGUCUUAAAAGGCUAACAGCGAGGCGGUGACUUGAAAAAAACAAAAACAGAAAAAAAAAUAAAUAAAUACACUUUGUCUGCCCACACAUGAGAUUUUAAGUCGUAAUCCGUUCCCUAAAUCCCAACCUACAGUAUCUACAACUCAUUAACUUUUAUUUUCAGCAUUUUGUAGUCUGUGUAGGUGUAUUCUUAAAGGGUGCAUGUGUUCUUAAACUGUGUGUCUGUGUGUGUGCAUUUAUGGAUAAGAGUGGAGUAAGACAAGACAGAGAGGCAAGGAGAGAAAAAAGGAGAGGGCAUGUGACUGAAACAAUGAUCGAUAGACUCAAUAAAAAACAAAUGCAAGUACAGCCAGUCCAAGAUAGGUGCAAAAAUUUCCCCAAGGUCCACCAGAGACAGGAAAAUCUAUUUGUUCAUAAUAAACUCAGAGGGCUCUUGUUUAAUCUGUACCUAUAAACCAAACAAAACAAGGAAGCCUAGUGGAUGACAACAGAAAAAAAAAAAAAAGAAUUUACCUCAUUUCCUCUGGUCUUUGCACUGGGUCUCAUAAAACUAAAACAGGAAGAACCUCAAUAUCAUACUUUCAGUCAGAAGUCUAGAGGCAUUAACAAUCUUAACACACAAAUACAGUACACAACUGGAAUCCAGUGAACAUGAUGCACCUUAGAAGCCCUUGGCAUUUGUGGAAACUUAACUCUCUUAAGAGGCUUUGAUUAAAAUUAAGAUAAAAAAACA
Sphaeramia orbicularis (orbiculate cardinalfish) is the source of this 5460-nucleotide messenger RNA. It is a transcript of the gene fgf11b, whose product is annotated as fibroblast growth factor 11b. Gene Ontology annotation, molecular function: growth factor activity. The coding region runs from base 820 to 1563 and encodes 247 amino acids. The record is from RefSeq and is a predicted model, not a curated record. NCBI's taxonomy places the organism in Eukaryota, Metazoa, Chordata, Actinopteri, Kurtiformes, Apogonidae. The transcript is spliced from 5 exons.